Ananas comosus (pineapple) is the source of this 2374-nucleotide messenger RNA. RefSeq lists its product as uncharacterized. The transcript is spliced from 3 exons. Bases 402 to 1838 code for a protein of 478 amino acids. The record is from RefSeq and is a predicted model, not a curated record. NCBI's taxonomy places the organism in Eukaryota, Viridiplantae, Streptophyta, Magnoliopsida, Poales, Bromeliaceae.
UAUCAAGUGGCGACUGUGUUCUCACUUCUAUUUCGUCCCUUUAUUCUUUUUUAAUUUAUUUUGCCCCCUCUUAGCAAUUUUUUUUUUUUCGUUAUUACCCCCCGGUAUUAUUUUAAAUUCGCAUCCCAAUCCAAUGUCCACAAAUUCCGGUGCUUCUAUUUCCCACUCUCUUAUUGUGGAAAGUGGAAACACUCAUCGCACCAAACCCACACACAGGCUAGCAACUUUCUAUAUAUCUGCCGUACGCUUUCACUCUCUCCAUUCCUCUUUUGCUCUGGGAGAUAUUUUUUUUUCUUUUUUUUUUUUUACAAAUAGGUCCUUUGAAGAAGAAGAGUUGUUGGCAUGAUCGGUACGUGUAGUUGGAGAGACUAGGGUUUGGUUCUCGGUGAUUUGGGGUUUGGAUGGAGAAGAAGCAAGGGUUCUUCUCGGCGCUCCGGGAGGAGGUGGCGCGGGGGCUGUCGCCGGGGAGGGCGAGGUCGGAGAGCCCCGGUAGGGCUCCGUCCCAGGUGGCGCGGUUGUUCCGCCCGCGGCGGUGGAAGGAGCGGUACUACGGGGCGGGGGCGGCGGCGGCGGAGGUGGAGGUGGUGCCGAGAUACGGGGGCAUGAGGGGCGGCGGAGGAGGAGGGGGAGGGGAAACGUUGGCGCCGCUCAUGGAGGGGCCGGAUCCGGGGGAGGGGGAGGAGUGGAGGAAGGAGGGGUGGGCGAGGUGGGUGAAGGGGCACCUCGCGCGCGCGACCUCCGUCUCCGGCGGCGGCGGCGGCGGCGGCGGAGGAAGCGGCGCGGCCUCCUCCGGGCGACGCUCCGACCUCCGCCUCCUCCUCGGCGUCAUGGGGGCGCCGCUCGCCCCCAUCCACGUUUGCGCCGCCGAGCCGCUCCCGCACCUCAGCAUAAAGGACACACCCAUUGAAACUUCAUCUGCUCAGUACAUACUGCAACAGUACACGGCGGCAUGUGGCGGCGUGAAGCUACUGAGCUCCAUCCGGAACUCAUAUGCAAUGGGAAAGGUGAAAAUGGUGGCAACCGAGUUUGAAAGUGCGAACAAGAUCAUAAAGAAUCGCCAUGCAAUGAGGUCGGCGGAAUCGGGCGGCUUUGUGCUGUGGCAGAUGGCGCCUGAGAUGUGGUACGUUGAGAUUGUAGUCGGGGGGAGCAAGGUGCAUGCCGGCUGCAACGGCCAGCUCGUCUGGCGCCACACCCCCUGGCUUGGGGCCCAUGCUGCCAAGGGCCCCGUCCGGCCUCUCCGUCGAGCUCUCCAGGGCCUGGAUCCACUGACAACUGCAAGCAUGUUUGCCAAUGCUCGAUGCAUCGGGGAGAAGAAGGUGAACGGAGAGGACUGCUUCAUCCUGAAGCUUUCUGCGGAUCCGCAGACCCUUCAGGCUCGGAGUGAGGGCCCUGCGGAGGUCAUACGGCACGCCCUAUUUGGCUAUUUCAGCCAGAGGACAGGGCUCCUAGUCCACAUAGAGGAUUCCCACCUCACACGCAUCCAAUCCAACACCUGUGGUGACGCCGUGUAUUGGGAGACCACCAUCAGUUCAUUCAUCGAGGAUUAUCGCCCAAUCGACGGUAUGAUGAUCGCCCAUUCUGGCCGCUCGCAAGUCACUCUUUUCAGGUUCGGGGAAGUGGCCAUGAGCCACACGAAGACCAGGAUGGAGGAGGCGUGGACCAUAGAGGAAGUAGCGUUCAAUGUUGCCGGCCUCUCCGUUGAUUGUUUCAUCCCUCCGUCUGAUAUAAAAUACGGGUCGAUCGGUGAAACCUUAGAUGUUACUCAAGGAGAAAGGGGGAAGACCAGUUCGGCAUCUAGUCGUCGGGCUAAGGUUGCAGCUCUGGAGAGACCGGAUUGAUAUAUUCUGAUGAACUCUAAGCUUAUUUAUUUGUUGAUACGGCCGACCGGCCAUGAAAGGUAGGUUAGAGAAAAAGCUAAUUCAAGGAGAUUUCUCUGUAUAUAGGAGAAGAGGUCUCGCAUCUCGCAGUCUCUUUGAAUCUUUUAUGAGCUUCAUUAUUAGCUGUGGAAGGAUCACAGUGUUGGUGUUGCCUCACUGGUAGAAUUAAUUGUCUUGCUGGUGAGAAGAAGAAGAAGAAGAAGAAGGAGAAGAAGCAACUUCUUCGCCGGCGAUGGAGAAUGGUUUCUCCUUUUUGAUUUUAUCUUAUGUGUGCUUUUACUUAGGUCCUCUGUAUUUUGGUAGAUGAUAUAACUCUCAUCAGUUGAUCGGGUUGGUUCUUGCGGUGAGAAUCAGCUUUCCCUUAAACGGCAAUCGAUCUCUCCAUAUUGCAUGAGACGGUUGCGUGCUAAAUUUCUACUAUUUCAGAUGCUGAAUGAAUGCUGUUAUGUAUUCUUUCUUCUGUGGGUUUAGUUGAUUUAUGUGGUUGUAUAUGCUAA